This is a messenger RNA of Haliotis rubra (blacklip abalone), 393 nucleotides long. Its product is annotated as WSCD family member CG9164-like. Lineage: Eukaryota; Metazoa; Mollusca; Gastropoda; Lepetellida; Haliotidae. The record is from RefSeq and is a predicted model, not a curated record. The transcript is spliced from 3 exons. Bases 1 to 393 code for a protein of 130 amino acids.
AUGAAGUCUGGUAUUGCAACCGGAAGUGUGUACAAUGACGUCACACUGAAGCAGCAUGGCUUCCCCGGGGAGGGGGUGAGAGACGGCCGGGUGGUGAUGGUGAAGACCCACGAGUGGGGGAGUGAACAUCGCCGGGCGUUCUCCCGUGCCGUGCUCCUCAUCCAGGACCCCUUCGACUCCCUCCUGGCGGAGUUCAACCGGCGUAAUGGGGGUCACAGAGGUCAUGCCCUUCCACAUGACUUUGCCAAAGGCUCGCUAACGUACGUCUCUCUCCAGUCACGUGGGUGGGUGGACAUGAACACUGAUUGGCUGAAAUUCGAUGGGCCACUCCUCAUUAUGCAGUACCGAGACCUCCAGAAGGCUGUUCAACUUCCUGGACAUGCACGUCAGUGA